Messenger RNA from Peromyscus leucopus (white-footed mouse), 953 nucleotides. RefSeq names its product signal sequence receptor subunit 2 (gene Ssr2). The record is from RefSeq and is a predicted model, not a curated record. NCBI's taxonomy places the organism in Eukaryota, Metazoa, Chordata, Mammalia, Rodentia, Cricetidae. Gene Ontology annotation, cellular component: endoplasmic reticulum.
AUGAGGCCGCUGGCAUUUGUAGAGUUGGCUCUAUUAGCUGUCAGUCAAGCAGAAGGAGGUAUGGAAGGGUGGGACCCAAUCCUGCAGUAUAACAUCUACAAUGUCAGCUCUAGAUGUGGAAAAUUAUCUGAUGGUUCCUUCCCUCCAGAAGGCUUUGGCAUCGUCUCUGGUACACUCAACGUUGAGUGGGACCAGAUUGCCCGUGCUAGCAAUGUCUCCCACACAGUGGUCCUGCAUCCUCUCAAAGCUGGUUACUUCAACUUCACCUCCGCAACUAUUACCUAUUUGGCCGAGGAUGGGCUUGUUGUAGACUCCACCAGUGCACCUGGACAGGGAAGAAUCCUCACCCAGCGGGAGUUUGACAGGAGAUUCUCCCCCCAUUUUCUGGACUGGGCAGCCUUUGGAGUCAUGACCUUGCCCUCCAUAGGCAUCCCUCUGCUCCUGUGAUAUUCAAGCAAGAGGAAAUACGAUACUCCUAAACCCAAGAACUGAAUGCAGUUCCUCAGCCCUCUCUCCCAAGAAACCAGGUGUUUUCCAGACUACAUAGGCUAUCAAGUGUGUUCUCUUGGCCCUUGGUCCAUGGCCAUCUUGUCCUGGAUUCUACCCUGAACUCAACCAGAAUGCAAAGGCAGGCCUGGGAGUUUGUGCGAGCCUCCCUGUCCUCCCUGAAGGCAAACAGGACUGCCUUUUGCCACAGCUUUGGGGCUUGAGGGUCCCACCAAGGUGCUGUUGGUAUGUUACUGGCAAUGUGAACUCUUGGGGGUCUAGGUGGGGCCCCUUGUACUCUGUCUGACACCUCCAUCCCCUGGCAGCUCCUCUCAAGAGGGCAGAAGACCAAAUGGAAGCUGUGUGUCCUAAACAGGCUCUGCCUGCAUUAGGGGCACUUAGCAAAUGGAUUUUCUAAUAAAAACAAAUGCCACGCAAAAAAAAAAAAAAAAAAAAAAAAAAAAAAA